This is a messenger RNA of Ciona intestinalis (vase tunicate), 504 nucleotides long. The record is from RefSeq and is a predicted model, not a curated record. Lineage: Eukaryota; Metazoa; Chordata; Ascidiacea; Phlebobranchia; Cionidae.
CUAAUAGUAAAUAAAUAUAUUUAUAUUUAAUAGUUUUUAAGGCUUAGUGUUUGGUAAAAAAUGAAUGGACCAGGGCAGCAGCGAAGGCAUCCACCUGCACAAAAUGUUCCGUCAUCUCUUCUUACUGAUAGUGAAAACAAAACCGUGUUCCACAUGCUUGGAAGAAAAUGUGUGACUCUUGCAACUGGUGUCGUACAAGUAUAUCUUGCUGAUGGUUCUGGUAGCAAAUGGCAGAAGAGAUGCACAGGAGUUUGUUGCUUUGUCAAAGAUAAUCCCAUGCGUUCUUACUUUAUCCGAGUUUACAGUUUAAAAAAUGAAUCACAGAUCUGGGAACAAGAGUUAUACAACCAGUUUAAGUACAAUACUCCACGUUCAUACUUUCACACAUUUGAUACGGAUGUAUGUGUUUACAUUUGUGUCAUUCGGGUUUUUAGAUUUCAAUAGUUAGCCUAAUCAAUGUAUUGUUCAUUUUUUGCCAUGAAAGUAGUAAUAAAUUCAUUAAAC